Molecule: messenger RNA, 876 nt
Organism: Rangifer tarandus platyrhynchus (Svalbard reindeer)
Lineage: Eukaryota; Metazoa; Chordata; Mammalia; Artiodactyla; Cervidae
Source: the annotation of a GenBank genome assembly
AUGGCAGAGUCCGGGACCCUGCCCAUUGGCUUCGGGGAGCUGGAGGUGCUGGCCGUGGGGACGGUGCUGCUGGUGGAAGCUCUUUCUGGCCUCAGCCUAAACAUCCUGACCAUCCUCUCUUUCUGCAAGACCCCAGAGCUGCGGACCCCCAGCCACCUGCUGGUGUUGAGCUUGGCGCUGGCCGACACUGGGAUCAGCCUGAACGCCCUCGUUGCAGCCACAUCCAGCCUCCUCCGGCGCUGGCCCUAUGGCUCAGAAGGCUGCCAGGCUCACGGCUUCCAGGGCUUUGCCACCGCACUGGCCAGCAUCUGCAGCUGCGCAGCCAUCGCCUGGGGGCGCUAUCACCACUACUGCACCCGCAGCCGACUGGACUGGAACACGACCGUCUCCCUGGUGCUCUUCGUAUGGCUGUCUUCUGCCUUCUGGGCGGCGCUGCCCCUCCUGGGCUGGGGCCACUAUGACUAUGAGCCGCUGGGGACCUGCUGCACCCUGGACUACUCCAGGGGGGACAGAAACUUCACCAGCUUCCUCUUCACCAUGGCCUUUUUCAACUUCCUCCUGCCCCUCUUCAUCACAGUCGUAUCCUAUCGGCUCAUGGAGCAGAAACUCGGGAAGACCAGCCGUCCCCCGGUGAACACCGUCCUGCCAGCCAGGAUGCUGCUGCUCGGCUGGGGCCCCUACGCGCUCCUGUAUCUGUACGCCACCAUCGCGGAUGCAACCUCCCUCUCCCCCAAGCUGCAGAUGGUGCCCGCUCUCAUUGCCAAGACAAUGCCCACAGUCAACGCCGUGAACUAUGCCCUGGGCAGCGAGAUGGUGCACAGGGGGAUCUGGCAGUGCCUUUCGCCACAGAGGAGAGAGCGCAACCGGGAGCAGUGA